Molecule: messenger RNA, 2986 nt
Organism: Mobula hypostoma (lesser devil ray)
Lineage: Eukaryota; Metazoa; Chordata; Chondrichthyes; Myliobatiformes; Myliobatidae
Product: astacin-like metalloendopeptidase
Exons: 14
Coding region: 228-1904 (558 amino acids)
Biological process (GO): proteolysis
Molecular function (GO): metalloendopeptidase activity; zinc ion binding
Source: RefSeq, a predicted model, not a curated record
ACCUGCUCACUGGUGAAACUGAUCAGUGGGCUGGAAGGGCUCGGUGACGCGACGGGUGAAGUCACCACCGCCGAGCCCGCGCCCGAGCCCGAGCCUGCGGCCGUUAGUUGGGCGCGCGCUGGGAGGUUGUUCGAAGCCGGCAGCCGUACAGCGACGGACGGAACAGUACCCCAAUUCUAAGAUUCUCGUUCAAGGCAGAUGUGCAAAUAAUGGUGUAAUAAUAGAAGAUGGAUUUCAUCUUUGGAGCAACAUUAACCUUAAUCCUGAUGAGCACAUCAUGGAAGAAUCCAGUAAUGGUAAAUAGUUCGACAACAAAGACGAUACAAGGUUUGUUUCCUGCACAGAAUAUAAACCCGGAUAUUUACGGAUUUGAAGGUCAAUCGCAAGAAGGAAUUCAGGAAUCUAGUGAUGUGGAUAUUUUUGCCAAGAUUUCAAAAAUUAACCAAGAUCUGGGGCCACAUAGAGGUGAUAUUGAAUAUGGAGAUAUUGCAACAGGGAGUUCCAAAAAUGCCCAGAAGUGUCUCCGUGGUCCCAAGUCCUGCUUGUGGCCCCGUAAUCGUUUUGGGAUCGUUUACAUACCAUAUACACUUGAUAGUGUCUACAGUAAGUCAGAACAGGCUGUUAUACACAAUGCCAUGCAGCACUUUGCUAUGCUAACAUGCAUAAGAUUCGUAUAUAGGCAGCAAGAACGAAACUAUGUUCGAAUAGUUGCAGAAGAUGGCUGCUGGUCACAUGUAGGAUAUCUUAAGCAAAUACAGAAUGUUUCACUCGACAAAAAUGGUUGUGUCACUCGUGGGGUAAUACAUCAUGAGUUACUGCAUACCAUUGGUUUUAAUCAUGAGCAAAGUAGAAGUGACCGUGAUGACCAUGUCACCAUCCUAUUUGAUAAUAUUGACAAAGAUUCAAAAUACAAUUUUAAUAAAUUGAACACCAAUAAUUUGGGAACGGCAUACGAUUAUUCUUCAGUCAUGCAUUAUGAUAAAUAUGCUUUUUCUAAAAAUGGCAACAUUACCAUUUUACCCAAACCAGAUCCAAAUGUAUCUAUUGGACAGCAACAUGGAAUGGACACUCUAGAUGUUGAUAAGGUUAACAAGUUAUAUAACUGCAAAACAUGUGGAGGAUUGUUAAUGAAGGAUCAUGGACUUCUCAACUCUCCAGGAUUUCCAGAUUUAUAUCCAAACAAUCUUCAUUGCAUAUGGCAAGUUAGAACACCUAAUUAUAAAAAUAAAAUUUUCUUGCAAUUUACUAAAUUUCAAGUAGAACAGUUUAUUAACUGUUAUUCCGACCGAGUAAUAAUUUAUGAUGGUGAAAGUUUAGGGUCUCCUGUCCUUGAUGGACCAACUUGUGGUUCAGAAAAUCCAGCAGUAGUAUCAUCUGGAGGAUCUUUAUUAGUGGAAUUUUUCUCCUCACGCAUCUGGAGAGCAUUUGGUUUCAGUGCAAAGUUUCAAUUUGUUACAUGUGGUUAUACAUUGACAGACAAAAAGGGCAAUAUUAAUUUUAGAACUUGGAAAAAAGCUAAUUCAAGACAAAGCUGUUGGUGGGCCCUGCUAAUGCCAAGAGCAUUUAAGAUAGUCUUCACAUUAAUUACAUUGCACAUGAGCAGUAAUGGAACCUGUACAGAGGACUACUUGGCCAUCCAUGAUGUUGCUGCAAAUCCUCCUACACUCCUUGGAAAAUAUUGUGGAAAGCUACCCAAGCCAGUUGUUUUUACCUCAACUGGAAGGACACUUGUACUAGAAUUGUCUCAUCCAAUGCCAGAUCUUGGAUGGGGAUUUUCAGCUGAAUACAAAUCUAUUAUUAAUAAGAACCCUCCUGAAGUUAUUACCUACAACAACAAGGGGAGUUACCCAAAUACUUUAGCAUUAGUCCUAACUUCUGCAGUCCUUUAUUUCCACUACUUAUAGAAUCUGGAAAUUCUAAAUCCAUGUGUUUUGUACAAUGAUUAACUAAAAUUAAAGCAUUUAAGGCAAACUGGGAAUUACUGUUGCUGUUAGAAUGAAAAGCACAUUACUUUUUAAACAGGACAAUUAAUUAAAUCAACAAAAGAAAAACCUGAAAUUGGUAAAUAUGGAACAAAUAUUUUUGUGCUGUAUUUGCUUAAUUAAUUGUUUAAUCCUGGAGCCAAAUAUAUUGUAAUGUGUUCUUGUUUUCAUUCACUUCUGUCGUCCUUAACUGAAAUAAUUAAAGAUUGAACACAUUUUUGUUAAAAGAAAACCCAAAAAUCAGGCAUCCAGCAUCCAUUUGUAGGGUACUGAUUGGCCUACUGAGGGAUCAGGAACGCUGCUAGGAAGUAUGCAUACAGGUAUGGCUAGAAAGGGGAAAAGCUAUGUCCUUUUCUAACUUAAGCCAUCUGCAGGUACAGAAAAGGAACCUCACAUCUAAAUAGGCAUGCUCUGAGGAAACACACAUCAGCUAAGUAUGGAACUGAGAGAAUCUGGAGCCUCAAUAACAAUCUUAACCUUGAUGUAGUCAACUGCCACCAUGUUCACUCCUGACUAUCACCAAUCCUCCCCAUAAAAAAUUCCUUCCUACCAGUUGAUACUAGCCUCCUCAAGACUAGCCUUCUGAACCAGGGACUGCAGAUCAGAACUUGGUCACUGAAAACCUUGACUUUCCUUCAUAACACCAGUCCUGAUGACUGGCUUCAACCUAACUCAUGAUGCACAAAGUUCACAGCAACACCAUGAGUUUGCAUUCUUCUGAAGCAAUUUCAAUUUUAAGGUGAUCCAACAAUAAAUGUCAGGAGAUCCAGGGACUCUCUGUACAUCUGGCAUACUUUCCAGGUGACUGACAACAUCUGAUUUUCUAACCUAAAUACUUAACAGUCAAAAACUAAAAUAACUUCUAAGGGAAAUUAAAAGGUCAAUGAUCAAUUUUUCCAAGUGGCUUUCACUCCAAACAGAAUAUAGUGAUUGACUCUAAGGAUUUUGCUGUUUAACAUCAAAUCAGUAAUUCUCCAUUUGCUGAUAUGUAAUUAAACCUACUU